Messenger RNA from Aedes albopictus (Asian tiger mosquito), 3630 nucleotides. RefSeq lists its product as uncharacterized. The transcript is spliced from 2 exons. The coding region runs from base 779 to 3475 and encodes 898 amino acids. Gene Ontology annotation, cellular component: extracellular region. The record is from RefSeq and is a predicted model, not a curated record. Gene Ontology annotation, molecular function: chitin binding. NCBI's taxonomy places the organism in Eukaryota, Metazoa, Arthropoda, Insecta, Diptera, Culicidae.
UACGUCUUCCACCCCACGAUUAAUCCGUCGAUCGCCGUUGAUCAUCCAUCCGACACGAUCUAUGAUCAGUCGAGGUCGGGGCUUCUGUGUUCCCCACAAUUCAUUGUAUCGCCCCUGCCUGACUGAUGGGCUGUGCUGUCGAAGCUAAAAAGAAAAGCAAACAAUUUCUUUCAGGCAGCACCUCAUCUCAGCUCAGCAGCAGCGGCGGCGGCGCUUCCGAUUUGCUAAACCACCACGAUCUGCGCGCUGCACCUGAUGAAACGAUCGCACACGGACCGUCGUCGUGUGGAGGCUGGGUGAAACAGUUUUCGGAAAACCUCUGCUCAUUUCCAUUUCGAACUCGGCGCGCAACAGUUCAAAACAUCAGCGCUCGUCCGUCCCGCACUACUCGUCGUGUUUUUCGGCGAUUCCAAUCUCUGGCGUGAACGCGUGCGCCGUCCACCUUUCGCGGCGAUUUCGGUAACGGAUUAUCGCUUGGAAAAGAAAACGCAUUUAGCGCCUCUUUCUUCCGGACUGUCGGUCGGUUGGUCGAUUGGUCGGUCAGUGAGUGGAGUGAAUAGCCACAUGAUAUACGCACAAUAUUGGCACAACGUGACUAGUUGAUUUUCGUGUUCUGAUUCCCCCGUCGAAAAUGGGACCAUCGUCAUGGAGCAAGGUGCACGUUUGAGUGGAAAGUGAAGCAUCUAGCGAGCAAACGCUAGGUUUGAAAGCCGUCAUAGUGUGAAUUGGUGCUGCCGGAAGAAAGCGAAAACGAGAACAAACAAAUCAGAACCGCGGUAUGAUGAACAGUGUUAGUCUCGGAUAUUCCAAGAAACAACUGAAGAUGAACCUGUUGGCGCUGGUAUUCCUGUUAUUCUGCUGCUGCUCGGUGACGACGGUUCUAAGCGAACCAUGUCCGGACCAGACACGCCCCCAUGCAUCGCGCUGUGAUCAGUACUUCCGAUGCGUGCUGCUGCCCUCGAAGACGCACGUCUGGGUGCCAACGCAGUGCAAAAAAGGCCUAAUUUAUGAACCACAGCUUAAGACCUGUGUUUUGCCUGGCGACAACUGGGAGUGUGAUCUAUCGGCUGAGGAGGGUGACGAAAGCGGUGAAAACGUGUAUGGGAUCAACAACUUGCCGGCGGCCAUGUACACCGGACCAACGGGUAGACCCGUACCUUCAACGACGCCCCUUCGAUCGAUGGAAAGGGACGUGGCGCCUACCGAGGGCGUUGGCUACGGUGCCAGUGGGGUUCUUGAGGGAGGAAUCACCACUGAAGCAGAACCUACGAACGAAUCGGAAACUGUGACACCUGUCGAAUUACAGCUUUCGAAUCUCCCAACCGUCAGCGGAGAUAAUGAAGGUUAUUAUAUUGUAUUGGAUGGCGAUGGAAACAAUCGCACGACCAUCUAUCACACACCUGCCCCGAACGAAGAAGAAGAAACGGAAGAAUUCAGCGGAGAUGGUGUAAUUGAAGAUGUGCCUUCGGCCAGCGGAGCAAGUUACGACGGAGAAAUGGAAGACAAACAGUCCUCGGCGAUGUUGUCAUCUGAAGAAAACAUGGAACUGUCAAAGGAUCAUUUGAACUUAUUCUUGGCGGACUAUACUCUACAGGGGAGCAGUGAGUCUCCUUCGAAGAAUAAGAAAAAGAAGAAGAAGCAUCCACUGCCGCCGGAUGGCAAGAUCCAUCCAGAACAUCUAUCGACUAUUCUGCAUCAGCAGAAGAAAUUGAACAAAUAUGCUUCUCAAAUCAAACGGAAGGGAGAUCCAACGGGCGGAAUCGGGAAUAUGUCACCAUUCUCGGAUAGGCCCGUAUUCACGAGCCGUCCGGAAGGCUCGGUCCUGUUCAAUGUGCCACAAAGACUUCCAGAAGAGUCCAACUCAAAGCCUCCGCUUAUGUCCGAAGAUGUGAUACGGAGUAUUAUUGAGAUCUCCAAGCAGAUGAUGACCCAGCAGAAGCCUUCGAUUGAAGAGAUGUACGUGAAGCCUAUCUUCAUCCCAAUCUCCGUCAGUUCGCCAUCACAGGACUUCACCAGGCUCCCUGAAAAUCCGAGCAAAAUCGUGUACCACCAGCUGUUUCCAUCGCUUUCCAAUCAAAGUUCUCAGUUCAGUACAAAACCGAUCGGUAUUACAAUAACCAACCCUUACACUCUAGGUCAGGCAACGAUUUACGACAACUUGCGCGAACAGAUCAUGAACGAGUCGAUGUACACUAACUAUCAAACGUCGUUCAUGGACGCCUAUGGCAGCCGCUUCCCAAUGCAACCGCCCAUGCGCAACGCCCCAAUAUACCCAUACCCACCACCGCCACCGAUGGCCUAUCCAGUGUUCAGCCAGCCGCAAUACCAGUACCCCCACCCGUAUCCCUACUACGACCAAUCGUUGAUCAUGAACCGCCUGAGGAACAAUGGCGCCUCAGAAAACGAAGACUCUCAGUCAAACGAAAACGUCCUCUCCGAAGAAGAAGACACGGCGUCAGCUGAAGUCCCAGAAAAGGACGUUCAAGCUGCCGUCAACAUCGAAUCAAACGAAGAAGAAAGCGAAGAAGUUUCCGAACCAUCCGGAACCAAGAAGCUCAUUGCAGUUGGUGGAUCCAUUAUGAACUACAACGACUACAAGGACAGCAUUCUACCUCUGCUGGACGCCAACCCGGACGACGUCCGUAUCUCCGUUUUGACUUGUACCCUCGGAUCACGGCAACCGAACAAGACCGACUGUACCAAGUACUACGUAUGCAACCCCCAGAAUGGAGCAUUCCAGUCUUUCACCUGUCCGUCGUUCACCGCCUUCAACGCAGACACUCGUCUCUGUGACUCUGCCACGUACAAAUCCUGCCAGAACGUCAAACAGACUACAACGACUUCCAAGCCCACCACUCUCUCUCGAAUAGCUCAGACUACUACUCAUCAGACCAAGCUCUCCUCGGAAGCCAAUCAGCUGAAGGAGAAUCUCCUGACUGCCCACAAGUACAUCGAUAUGAUCAAAAAGCAGGCCUACAAGAUCCUCAGUCGCAACAAGGUUACCACCGAGAACCCCAUAGAACCGCCGGAAAAUGACGGCAUGAUCCGUAUUACGGCACCCACCAUGUCCAGCAUGCUUCCGUCGAUCACCGCUCCGACGUUCACCUCGUCCACAACGACGAAGCGACUGAAAUCCAAGCCCAAACGGAAGCACCAAACCAAGAAGCGGACGUCCGUCAAGUCCGGCCUGCACAAGUCCGUCCUGUCCAAGGCGUCUCGCAAGUCGACGAGUUCGACCACGAGCACUACGUCGACAACGACCACCACGACCAGCACGACGGAACCACCGGUGCCCAAAGCGCCCAAAUGCAAGAAGAACGGCAAAAUGCCCGAUCCGGCGGUGAAGAACAACUACUACGUGUGCUACAAGGCUAGCCCGAAGAAGUUCAUCAAGACGAGGAUGGCCUGUCCGCACAAUCUGGUGUACUGCGAGAGCACAGGGCUGUGCACUUACGAGAGGAAGUGCAAGAAGUGAAGGGGUCCCAAAAAAGAGAGGGAACCGCGGUGAGCUGUAACAUAGGAUUUCUUAGAUUGUAGGUAUUUAUUUUUCUGCGAGUAUUUAUUAGACGUGAGUGAACGAAUUAAAGAUCGUGAGUAUGUAGAAUGUAUUGCGGGUGUUUAAUAUUCAGU